Molecule: messenger RNA, 1582 nt
Organism: Triticum aestivum (bread wheat)
Lineage: Eukaryota; Viridiplantae; Streptophyta; Magnoliopsida; Poales; Poaceae
Product: exocyst complex component EXO70A3-like
Exons: 2
Coding region: 228-1385 (385 amino acids)
Biological process (GO): exocytosis
Cellular component (GO): exocyst
Molecular function (GO): phosphatidylinositol-4,5-bisphosphate binding
Source: RefSeq, a predicted model, not a curated record
GGUCAGUUAAUAAGGAAAAACGACACACACACACACAUCAGCCCAAAGGCUGUGUACCAAACGAACCGGCGACCUCGCUACCCAAGCGAGCAGAGUCGAAAACAAAGCGCCAAAGAUAGGGAGCAGUUUCUGCAAUAACGCGGUCAAGAAGAAGCUUACAGAGCUCAGCAGCUACUUGCUGUUGCAAAACCUCAGCCCUAGGAGAAUCACUGAGUUGGAACUUGGAAAUGGCGUUUCCAAGGAGCCCUGAUUCCAGUAUGAGCAGCUGUGCUUCUACUUCGACGCUGAGCAGCUGCUCCAGCUCCUACAUCUCCAUAGGCAGCAGCAACCCAAGCUCAUUUACGGCCACGGCAAUAGUCCCCACCGAGACAGGGCUAGUAGCUCCAGCCGGACAUCAGGAUCAGGAUCAGGAUCCUCCGGAAUCAGCAGCGAAGUUCCCUAAGCAAGAAAUCAAUGGCUGGGAGCAUCCAUACCUCUGUUCACCAUCCAAGCAACUCAAGAACGUAAGUACUUCCAUCAAGGAGAUCAGUCGCUGGGCAAGAUCUUCGCCGGGAGUAAAGGUGAACUCAAAUAUCCGGCUCUUGGAGUCCGUACUUUCUUUGAUACAAGUGGUAACUUCGACAGCACCACACCCAGAUCACAUCGUCGACAUGAUACGGGUCCAUGAUGCGCUUGCUAACCUGUUGCUUGUCCUGCCCAAGAACAUCUUCCCUUUCCUGGUGCAAAAUUUCGCUCAGAUUGUAGAUGAAUUAAGCCCAAAGGGAGGUGCAUCUUUAUCAGCAAGGUUUGAGAAGACACUGCAUGAUUUGCGAAGAAGCAUAAGGAGUGGUCUUCAGGAUCAGGAUGGCAUGGUUGAAAUGGAGACGCUGCAAGAUGCUGUUGCUACCUUGAUCUGUCACUUGGAAAUCAUGCUUGAGAAAGAAUCUCAUCGAUAUAAAGAUGCAGGGUUGAAACAAAUGUUCAUGGUGAAUAACGUGAGCUUUGUGUUGCAUCAAGUAGAAGGCUCAGAGAUAAAGUAUCUUCUAGGAGAGGAUUGGGUUCUGAAGCACCGAGACCAACUGAAGGACCACAUCUCACGGUUCAUCAACAUUUCUUGGGAAUCCGUCAUGUAUUGCUUCCAUGCAAAGACCAACAAAAUCCAAAUCUUUUCUAGCCUACCAACACUGCAGAUAUUUAACAUGGAAUUUGAUAAAACUUACUGGACUCAGAAGACAUGGAAAGUUGAAAAUCCUCUGCUCCGGUCCAAUAUGCGUAAAUCAGUAUCAGAGAAUCUUGUCCAGGCUUACAGUACAUACCUUGAGAAUCUCAAAAACAAAGCUCCAAAGCUUAUGAAGUACACCCCUGAAGAUCUUGAAGAACUGUUGUCAGAUCUGUUUGAAGGAUAAUGGGCAUAGCUAAAAAGAGGAUAAAGCACAGAUGCAUGUGACAAUACUUGUCAACAAAUCUGAAGGAUAAAUGGCCCCUUGAGCUAGGAGGAAGAUCCGAUUCAGAUGCAUGCUUCCAAAGCUUGCGUACUGAAUAUGGAACUGUAACUGAUAUAUCCUUGAUAUGUUAAGAUUGAACUGUACCUGAGGUUCUAGAA